Molecule: messenger RNA, 1874 nt
Organism: Zerene cesonia (dogface butterfly)
Lineage: Eukaryota; Metazoa; Arthropoda; Insecta; Lepidoptera; Pieridae
Product: tyrosine-protein phosphatase non-receptor type 23-like
Exons: 8
Coding region: 39-1526 (495 amino acids)
Biological process (GO): protein dephosphorylation
Molecular function (GO): protein tyrosine phosphatase activity
Source: RefSeq, a predicted model, not a curated record
GUCACACUAGCGUCACCUACUCGAGCGACGAAGUGUCCAUGUCCAAAGAGAAUUCCGUCGACCCGGCAUCUCACUCGCAAACCAUUGAGACGAGUCCGCCGACACAAGUAGAACCGACGCUGACGGUCCGAGAUCCUCCAGAGCCCGAACCUAAAGUGGAAGAGGCAAAAGAACCGACCGCUUUCGAUCUGUUGUCCGAUAUCGACUUCUCUGUUGAACAGAUGCCUCUGACGCCGGAAAUUAAGGUUCCGCCAGUGUCUGAAAAGGCUAUCGUAAAAUCUUCGGCUAUCCGCAGAGAAGAAGUAGUGAAACCGCAACCCAAAGAAGAGGUUAUAGAGCGACCUCCCAAAAGGGAUAUUUUUUCAGACCCAAGUUUAAUAAAUCAAUUCACACAGGAGGUGAAAAACUUACAAAAAUUGACUGAUUACUUAACAAAUACUUCACCUAGUGUUUUAGAGGCUAAUUUGAAAAGCUCACAAGACUUAAUAGAUAAAGAGGAUAAAAACAGAUCGAUCAGGAUAGCUAUGCGGCAUUCUCGUAAUGGAGAGUCGGAUGUAGAUCCUUAUGACGACACUAAACUCGCUCUCAAGUCUGAUCCUGACGCCUAUGUAAACGCCUCUUAUUAUAAGCAAUUGACGUCGUGGUGCAUGCCACUAGUGAUCGCGGAAUGUCCAGACGAGUCGGAAAUAGAAAUCUUCUGGAAAGCCAUGUUCGAAUACGAUGUCAGCUGUAUUGUCUGUUUACAAACUGAAAUCGAAAUGCAAAGCGCGUCGCAGCGGGCGUACUGGCCGGCGGGCGCGGGCGGGGGCGCGGUCGGGGGCGCGGGCGCGGGCGCGGCGCUGGCGGCGGGCGGCGUGCGCGUGGCGCUGGCGGGGCUGCGGCGCGCCGCGCACUGGGCCGAGCGCGAGCUGCGCCUGUCCGCCGGCGCCGCCACGCGCACGCUCACGCACUACCAGCUCACCGCCUUCCCCGACAAGGUGACGUGCUCGCCGCUGGUGAUGCUGUGCGACGCGGUGUGGCGGCAGAGCGGCGCGGGCGCGGGCGCGGGGGGCGGCGGGGGCGCGGGGCGGGCGGUGUGCGUGCAGAGCGGCGAGGGCGCGGGGCGCAGCGCGCUGGUGGCGCUGCUGCUCGCCGCCAUGUGCCAGCUGCGGGCGGGACACAUACAGCUCUGCGAGCUGGCGCAGCGCGGCGCGGCGCGGGUGGCGGCGCCGGCGCACGCGCAGCCCCGCCUCGCGCGCUCGCUGCUCUACUACGCGCAGGGCGUGCUCUGCUCUGGUACAACGAUGUUCAACGGCGAGGCGGUGUCGGCCCCGAGCGGCGCGGCGGCACUGCCCCCCGCCCCCGGCCCGGCCCCCGGCGCCGGCCCCGGCCCAGCCCCCGCCCCCGCCCCCCCGAGCGGGGGCGCGCGCGGCAAAUUCAACCGCGAGUCGUUCGAGGAGAUGCGGCAAGCUCCCGGCCUCAAGAGCGGCGACAUGAAGGACCCGCUCAACUUCCUCGACCCUCUUUGGAGCCUCAAGAAGAAAUAACCUGAUCGAGGGACAUCAAGUAAAAACCGAUAUACGAUUAAAAUAUUCGAAUCAAAUAUAAUCUACAUAAAAUUAUAAAUCUAUUUAGUAUUUUAAGUUUCGAUAUUAUACGACUAGAUGUUUUAGGAAAGUUUGCUAUUUUUAAUUUAAUCAUUCUCUCAUGCAAUACUGAUAAUCGUAGACAUUCCUUAUCCAUAAUAUAAUAAUGUAAUUGGUAUAGCUUACAUAAGAUAGCGUUAGCAUCUAUCGAUAGUUACGUUACUCCUUACGUUAUGGCCGAUAAACAAAUUUUUUGUGGCCUCAGACUGCGAAUGGUAUUAUUGUACUUUAAUAAAUACAUAUUUAAUU